Molecule: messenger RNA, 1047 nt
Organism: Lachancea mirantina
Lineage: Eukaryota; Fungi; Ascomycota; Saccharomycetes; Saccharomycetales; Saccharomycetaceae
Source: the annotation of a GenBank genome assembly
AUGCAAAGCAGUAAUGAUGAUCCUGGACGGACCAAGAUUCCUAGACCUCGAUCAACGGGGCAAAUAUUACACGAAAACCCAUCAGCGAUAAAAAGACCAAGACAUCAAUAUCAGCAUCACCAAACCUUUGAACAAAGUGGCGCAUAUGCUCACCAGACGCCCUCAUAUUACCAAAGCUUUCCUCUGCCGUAUGGUUACCAUCACAACCCCAAUCCAAUGCACGUAUACUCUAGCUGGGAUCAACAAAGAAACCAAGCAUAUUCAGUGCCUUCCGCACUACCUUUUCCUUACUACCACCGAGGAUCUCAACCCAUGAUUUAUCGCUCACAGAGCCCAGUAUUUGAUAUGAUCGCGCCAGCUCAACAAACGGGCCCGAACAGGAUAGAGGAGCACUCUAGUCAGACGACGCAAAUAUAUAUGCCCCACGAAAGGCAUAUACAGCGAGAAAAUGAUGAAAGGAAAACUGCCAACGACACUGGGGGCAGAGAUUCCAACAAAGAUGAAGGUGUGCACCAAAAUAAGGAAAAUGAUGGUGAUGUCGAGGGUAAACCUGUAGAUUUCGAGGAGCCUAAAGCCACCGCAAACAAGAAUUCACCCACGAUGAUACCGGGGACCUCAAUAGUAUUACAAACCGAAGAAGAAGUUGCGAAGUGGCGCGAAGAAAGGCGUAAAAUGUGGCUUUUGAAAAUUUCCAACAACCGAGACCGUCAUCAGCAAGAUAUGGGCGUACAAAUAGAAGACAUCACUUCAAGAGAUGCGUUCAAGCAAGUGAAAAAAGACAAGCAGUUUAUACAAAACAUACAAGCUCAGGUGACACGAAUAAACCCUAGGGCAAACCUUGAUCUCAAAAUCCGUCAGAGAACGAUGGCCGAAGAAAACAUGAAGCUGUUGCAAUUUAUUCAAGAGUUGGGCGAUGCAAACCUCCUUGAAUACGAGCUAUCACAGGACGAGAAGGAAAAGCUUUUUGGAAAUUCCCAAAGGUCAAGAUCCAGGAACGAACCAAGAAACUCGAAUAGCAGGAUGCCGAAUCGGGGCCUAGAACAAUAA